AGAGUAACAUCAGUUCCAGUGGAUGUCCUACAUGUAAAUGUUCAGGACUCAAUCAGGGGUAUAUCUCCUUCACAGUCCCAAGUUCAGCUGGCUGACACAGUCACCUAUCAGGGAACAAGGUACUCAAAAGGCAUGAUUGUGGCCUAUGGUUCUACUGCAGGUCUUCCUGAUUUUGCAGUGAUUCUUCAAAUUGCAUUUAUCGGGGAAAGAGUGUAUUUUAUUGUGAGAAGACAGAUAUCCUGGUAUGAUGAACACUAUCGUGGAUAUUAUCUGGAGAAGACCGAACACAUAACUCUUGUUGAGCAACGACACCUUACUGAUUUAUGUCCUCUGUCUGCCUAUAUUGUUGCAGGAAAGCGAAUGGUGACAUUGAAGCGCCACAUCUGUCUCCAGGGUUGAGUAUCAUUGUACCUCUCUCUCUCCAGUGUUGAUUAACAUAGCUCUCUGUCUUUUGUCUUCUUAGACAUGGAGCAAACUGUGAGAUUCUGGGUCCUCAUCGAUCAUGAAGUCAAGAAACUCACUCUUAGCAGUGGCAUACCCUCAACUGUGGAGGAGUUGGUUGCAGCUGUCAAAGAACAUUUUUCCAUCCCCACAGAUAUAAGUCUUCAAUACAAAGAUGAGGAAUUUGAUGACUUCUUCACCCUAACAUCUACCAAUGAGCUGAAAGAUAAAUGCACACUUAAAGUUGUGUAUGCACCGCUGGCAUUGACGUUGACUGUUGUUCCCCAGGAAAGCACCCCUGAUGUCUCUGAUGUCAGCUCUUUAGGUGAGUGUUCGAGUCUCAGUGUGAACUCGGUGGAUACCGACAUUCUGAGUCCCUCACCCUCUGAAAGGCAGAGCCCAUGGCCUGCUGUGUUUCCCAUUCCAACCUUCUCACACAACACUGAACUGGCCCUAAGACAAGGAAAUGAGAUUUAUUUAAGAGAUGGCACCACAAUGACAUCACCAAGUGUCAAAUCAGACAUCCUGGAGCGCCUGGCUGAAGCCAUGUUUUCCUACACAGCUUACCCCAAUGAUGCCCAGAGAUGUGCAGUGGCAGAGACACUAGUUGCAAAGCAUCCCUGCUUAAAGGAGCCCGGAUCUUUCAAUGGAAUUUAUGGGUGGCAGCAAAGCCUAAAGUACAAGUGUGGAAACUACCGGACAAAAUGGAAAGCCCUUGGAAGCACUGAACUCCUGAUAAACUCACUGAGAAACAAGUCAAAUGAUGAGCGAAAAGCUGCUAAAAAUGUCAAGAAACCAAAGAGGGCAGAGGUGAAUUACUUGCCCUCACACCCACAUGCUGAAACAGAUGACACCCUUGAGAAUCUGAGACUUGACUUAAUUGCUGCCCGUCUGACAAAGGACUCUGUCAGAAGCACAAAUGAUAUGAUGGCCAGAACAUACAGCUGGAGAAGACAGGAAGUGGUUGCCCGGUCUCCUGAUGUGGCAGAAUUUAAGGAAAGAUGGCCUGCCCUCUUUGAACCAUUCCAGGUAAACGAGGAGUUCCGAAGAUGUACUGCGGUUCCCCUGGAAGCAACGUUUAUGUCACAGCUGGACAAGCACACCCCAAAGCUCCUAGAGCUCUUUAGUGCCAAGGGAGGAGCAACUGGUCAACACAUCAAAAACUUGAUGAUGGAACUGAUACAGGUGGGUCAAAAGUAG
Molecule: messenger RNA, 1641 nt
Organism: Carassius auratus (goldfish)
Lineage: Eukaryota; Metazoa; Chordata; Actinopteri; Cypriniformes; Cyprinidae
Exons: 2
Coding region: 466-1641 (391 amino acids)
Molecular function (GO): protein binding
Source: RefSeq, a predicted model, not a curated record